Messenger RNA from Amphiprion ocellaris (clown anemonefish), 884 nucleotides. RefSeq lists its product as uncharacterized. The coding region runs from base 132 to 782 and encodes 216 amino acids. The transcript is spliced from 2 exons. The record is from RefSeq and is a predicted model, not a curated record. Gene Ontology annotation, cellular component: cytoplasm. Lineage: Eukaryota; Metazoa; Chordata; Actinopteri; Pomacentridae.
AUACAACUGAAUCUUGCUGAACAGAAAGUAAAACUGAGUGAGCUGACGUAGAAAACAACUCCUUUUCGACGAGCUACAGAUCUUUGUGGGGCCUAAACAACACCCUCCAUCAGCCACAUCCUUGAAUCAGGAUGUCAGUGCAGUUCUCAGGGUGGGAGGUGGUCGACGAUGGUGCCUCUUUCCCAGGUGUGAUGCUGGGACCGUCACAGACGCCUCAAAACAGGGGCGUGUACACUAUGUACCAUGGGACCCGUGUUUCCAGCGCACGGCUCAUCAUUGCUAAUGGUUUUAAACAAUCGGCAGGCGGCACGCUGGGACAGGGAGUGUAUGUCAGUCGUGAUAAGAAAAAGGCAGAUAGUUACCCAGCAUUCUGUAGCCCCUCAGACCGUGUGGUUCUUGAGCUACGUGUGCGUGUUGGCCGUGUCAAAUGUAUUGACCAGCCCAGUCAUCCUUUGAAAUUAACUUGGCAUGCGCAUGGCUAUGACACUGCCUGGUUGCCACCCAAGUUUGGCCUAGAGGAAGAUUGUGUGUUUGAUCCCAAUAGAGUGAAGGUGGUGGGCAUCGCAAACGCACCCAGCACUGCCAUACAGACAGAACUGCAGCAGCUCCUGGCAAAAACACCCAAGAGUCCUGAGAGAAGCGGAGCUGGUGCUGCAGAUGUGUGUUCCCUGUGUAAGAGGAAAACCCAGCAAGGCUCUCAGCACGUCAAGCAACAAUGCUGGAAGUGUGGGCAAAACAUCUGUAUUCUCAUGUCCAAGCAUUUCUGUGCAGUGCAACCCUGACAUGGGAUUGAAGAAGAAGACGGCUAAAGAAAUGGAGUGGAAAUAUUACACAAAGGUGCUGGAAACAGAGUGGAGGCAAAAAUAAAACUGAAAUUAACUGGA